This is a messenger RNA of Tuber melanosporum (Perigord truffle), 990 nucleotides long. RefSeq lists its product as uncharacterized. The transcript is spliced from 2 exons. Lineage: Eukaryota; Fungi; Ascomycota; Pezizomycetes; Pezizales; Tuberaceae. The coding region runs from base 1 to 990 and encodes 329 amino acids. Gene Ontology annotation, cellular component: mitochondrion. The record is from RefSeq and is a predicted model, not a curated record. Gene Ontology annotation, molecular function: oxidoreductase activity; zinc ion binding.
AUGAAAGGCAUUCAGGGCCCGCAGGAUCUUAAAGUGAUUGACCUCCCGGAUCCAACCCCUGCCCCGGGCGAAUACCUGAUCCAAGUCCGCGCCUCGGCGACAAACUUCUUUGAUCUCCUACAAAUCCGCGGCAAGUACCAACACCAGCCCCCAUUCCCAUGGAUCUCGGGCCUGGAAUUCGCCGGCACAGUCCUCGCCGCCGGUGCCUCCGCCAAAAAGUUCAAAGUCGGUGACCGCGUCUUCGGUGCCAAACAAGGCGCAUAUGCCACAAAAAUAUGCGUCAAGGAGCCAGUACUGCACCCUGUGCCCGAAAGCUGGGGAUUCAACGACGCGGCGGGGCUCUACGUUACUGCGCCUACCAGUUAUCAGGGGCUUGUUGGCCGGGCCGGUGUGAAGAAGGGGGAUUGGGUUCUUGUGCAUGCGGGCGCGGGCGGCGUGGGUUUGGCGGCAAUUCAAAUCGCGAAAUAUUUCGGUGCGAAGGUUAUUGCCACUGCGUCCACCGAUGGGAAGUUGGAGGUUUGUAAACGGUUUGGGGCAGAUUAUGCAAUCGAUUAUUCCAAGGGCACCUGGCCGAAGAGUGUGCUGGAGAUUACCGGUGGGAAGGGAGUAGACAUUGUCUAUGAUCCUGUGGGCCUUGUGGAACAGAGCCUAAAGUGCAUCGCUUGGAAUGGGCGGAUAUUGAUUAUUGGGUUUGCGGGCGGGAAGAUUGAGAAGGUUGCUAUGAAUAGGGUCUUGCUGAAGAAUGUUUCGUUGGUGGGCUUACAUUGGGGGCGGUAUACCGAGAUCCAGAAUGAGAAGGGGACCGUCGAGGAUGUAUGGAGUGGGAUUCUGGGAAUGAUUAAGGACGGUGGGUUUAGGUCUACCGUCUAUCGAGGAGAAGAAUUUGUGGGAUUGGAGAGCGUACCAAGGGCGUUGAAGGCUCUGGGUGCUAGGGAGACGUGGGGAAAGGUUGUCGUCAGUGUGCCCAAGGAGGGUGAAAGCAAACUUUAG